Messenger RNA from Tuber melanosporum (Perigord truffle), 366 nucleotides. RefSeq lists its product as uncharacterized. Bases 58 to 366 code for a protein of 102 amino acids. NCBI's taxonomy places the organism in Eukaryota, Fungi, Ascomycota, Pezizomycetes, Pezizales, Tuberaceae. The record is from RefSeq and is a predicted model, not a curated record. The transcript is spliced from 2 exons.
CAUGGGCCGUAUUGAACGCAUACACCAUUUUCCAAUGAGCGCUGCGUCCUAUGCUGGAUGGUGUGCCCACCCUCCCCGUCUGCUUUGAUGGCAAUAGACCAUGGUGCUCCUCUCUCCCUCUUCCCUUCUCUCCUCUCCUCUCCACUCCAGACCCGUCACGAUGUAUCCCAACACUGCUUGCGAAUAGGCUUUAUGCUUCAAAAGUCAAAAAUAUCAUUACAACAUACCCCGUCGUCAAAUCUGCAUUUUUCUAAGAUCACCCAUACAGUAUCUAACUCAUUCCACACGUCGCCAACCACGUCGUCCCUCGCCUCCUCCACCCUGUUUUAUUGCCUCCUUCGUCAUUCUGUGAAUCCGAAACCAUAA